Lathyrus oleraceus (garden pea) is the source of this 853-nucleotide messenger RNA. Its product is annotated as 60S ribosomal protein L24. Gene Ontology annotation, molecular function: mRNA binding; structural constituent of ribosome. Lineage: Eukaryota; Viridiplantae; Streptophyta; Magnoliopsida; Fabales; Fabaceae. The transcript has 5 exons. The coding region runs from base 204 to 695 and encodes 163 amino acids. Gene Ontology annotation, biological process: cytoplasmic translation. Gene Ontology annotation, cellular component: cytosolic large ribosomal subunit. The record is from RefSeq and is a predicted model, not a curated record.
AAAAAAUAUCAUUCAAAUACACCCCCUAUAGAUGGGUUAUUUCAGCAUGGCCCAAUAGGAAAACAGAUCGGAGCAGAAGCGCAUUUACGUGAAUUUGUGCUUACAACAAAUCAUAUAGAGGUGCAUUUCGGGAGUUAGGGUUUUCCUCAGCCGCCGUAGCCGCCACAACCACCAGCAGCACCACCACCACCACCAACGAAGCAAUGGUUCUCAAGACUGAACUCUGCCGAUUCAGUGGCGCAAAGAUCUACCCAGGAAGAGGCAUCAGAUUUAUUCGUAGUGACUCACAGGUUUUUCUAUUUGUGAACUCGAAAUGUAAGAGGUAUUUCCACAACCGUUUGAAGCCUUCAAAGCUCACAUGGACUGCCAUGUACAGAAAGCAACACAAGAAGGACAUUGCCCAAGAAGCUGUGAAGAAGAGACGCCGUGCUACCAAGAAGCCAUACUCUAGGUCCAUUGUAGGUGCCACUUUGGAAGUCAUUCAGAAGAAAAGAGCUGAGAAGCCUGAAGUUCGAGAUGCCGCCAGGGAAGCUGCUCUGCGUGAAAUCAAAGAGAGGAUUAAGAAAACAAAGGAUGAGAAGAAAGCCAAGAAAGCAGAAGUAGCAUCUAAGGCACAAAAAUCUGGCAAAGGCAAUGUUCAGAAAGGUGGUUUGCCCAAGGGUCCUAAAUUGGGCGGUGGCGGCGGUAAACGCUGAUCAGUUCCAAUUUUGGCUACAAAUUAAAUACUUUUUGGUUGAAUCUUUUGUAUCAAUAUUUUAUUUGCUUGUUUAGCCUUUGUUGCCUAAUUACCAGACUUAUUUUGGAGCUUCAGACAGUAGUUGGUUACUGAAUGCAUUUUGCUAGUGGUUCUUUA